AUGGUCUCCAUGCUUCGAUCUACAAGCGCUGUCAGGCCAGUACUCGCCUCAACAUCUCGCCAGCUAGCGGUCAGCAGAAAUGUACCUGCCGUCGCAUGUGCCGGCCAUCGUGCCUUUUCGAGCAGCUCUAGGCGAGCGCAGGUCAUCGCCAACUCUCCCUUGAGGGCAAAGGAAGCACCCUCCCUCAUGUCUGGCAAGUAUCCUGUCAUUGACCACGAAUACGAUGCCGUCGUUGUCGGCGCCGGUGGUGCAGGCCUGCGCGCGGCAUUCGGUCUCGCUGAGGCCGGCCUCAAUACUGCCGCCAUCACGAAGCUCUUCCCGACCCGAUCGCACACCGUUGCUGCUCAGGGCGGCAUCAACGCAGCGCUCGGCAACAUGACAGAGGAUGACUGGCGAUGGCACAUGUAUGACACCGUCAAAGGAUCCGAUUGGCUCGGUGAUCAGGACGCGAUCCAUUACAUGUGCCGCGAGGCGCCUCAGGCCGUCCUCGAGCUCGAGCACUUCGGUCUACCUUUUUCCCGCACAAAGGAGGGCAAGAUCUACCAGCGUGCUUUCGGUGGCCAAUCACUCAAAUACGGCAAAGGCGGCCAAGCCUACCGAUGUGCUGCUGCGGCGGAUCGUACCGGUCAUGCUAUGCUGCACACUCUAUACGGCCAAUCACUCAGACACAAUACCAACUUCUUCAUCGAGUUUUUCGCGCUCGAUUUGAUAAUGGAAGAUGGAGAAUGCGUCGGCGUCAUGGCCUAUAAUCAGGAGGACGGCACACUGCACCGCUUCAGAUCUCACAAGACCGUUCUCGCGACUGGCGGUUACGGGCGCGCUUAUUUCUCUUGCACGUCAGCACAUACUUGCUCAGGCGAUGGAGGUGCCAUGGUCGCUCGCGCCGGCCUGCCGCUACAGGAUCUGGAGUUCGUGCAGUUCCACCCGACUGGUAUCUACGGCGCAGGCUGCUUGAUCACCGAAGGUUCUCGCGGUGAAGGUGGUUAUCUGCUCAACUCGGAGGGCGAGCGCUUCAUGGAGCGAUACGCCCCCACUGCAAAGGAUCUCGCUUCGCGGGACGUUGUGUCUCGCUCGAUGACGAUCGAGAUCAGAGAGGGACGAGGCGUCGGACCUGACAAGGACCACGCUUUCCUUCAGCUAUCGCACUUGCCACCCGAGGUUCUCCACGAGCGUCUGCCCGGUAUCUCAGAGACAGCUGCCAUCUUUGCUGGUGUCGAUGUCACCAAGGAGCCCAUCCCAGUCCUGCCGACCGUGCACUACAACAUGGGCGGCAUCCCAACCAAGUACACCGGCGAGGUUUUGACAGUCGGCGCCGACGGCAAGGAUAAGGUUGUGCCAGGCUUGUACGCUGCUGGUGAAGCAGCUUGCGUGUCAGUGCACGGAGCCAAUCGAUUGGGCGCUAACAGCCUGCUUGAUAUUGUCGUCUUCGGACGAGCGUGCGCGAACCACAUCAAGGAGAAUCUCGAGCCGGGUAAACCACACAAGAAGAUCUCUGCCGACGCUGGCAUGAAGUCGAUCGAAGACUUUGACGCUCUCCGAUCAUCCACCGGCGCGAAACACACGUCUGAGAUCCGAUUGAACAUGCAGAAAACGAUGCAGAGCGACGCCGCUGUUUUCAGGACACAGGAAUCGCUCGAUGAGGGUGUCAAGAAGAUGCACAACGUCGUUGAUAGCUUCAAGGAUGUCGGCAUCAAGGAUCGCAGCACGAUCUGGAACACCGAUCUCGUCGAGACGCUCGAGCUUCGCAACCUGCUCACGAGCGCUUAUCAGACUGUGACUUCUGCCGCAGCACGUAAGGAGUCUCGUGGUGCGCACGCGCGGGAGGACUAUCCGGACCGGGACGACAAGGACUGGAUGAAGCACACGCUUUCGACGCACAAGUGGGACCCGCUGACGGGCGAGAACAAGGUAGAGAUCGGCUACCGUGCGGUUCAGUCGCAGACUCUGGACGAGAAGGAGUGCGCCUCCGUUGCGCCCUUCACGCGUUCUUACUAG
This is a messenger RNA of Mixia osmundae IAM 14324, 1995 nucleotides long. RefSeq lists its product as uncharacterized. Gene Ontology annotation, molecular function: succinate dehydrogenase (quinone) activity; flavin adenine dinucleotide binding; electron transfer activity. Lineage: Eukaryota; Fungi; Basidiomycota; Mixiomycetes; Mixiales; Mixiaceae. Gene Ontology annotation, biological process: mitochondrial electron transport, succinate to ubiquinone; tricarboxylic acid cycle. Bases 1 to 1995 code for a protein of 664 amino acids. The transcript has 7 exons. The record is from RefSeq and is a predicted model, not a curated record.